Molecule: messenger RNA, 1350 nt
Organism: Ylistrum balloti
Lineage: Eukaryota; Metazoa; Mollusca; Bivalvia; Pectinida; Pectinidae
Product: potassium voltage-gated channel subfamily A member 1-like
Exons: 1
Coding region: 1-1350 (449 amino acids)
Biological process (GO): potassium ion transmembrane transport; protein homooligomerization
Cellular component (GO): membrane; voltage-gated potassium channel complex
Molecular function (GO): delayed rectifier potassium channel activity; protein binding
Source: RefSeq, a predicted model, not a curated record
AUGGCAGUUCCGUUCAUCACGAAUCAGUCCCGGUACCGGAGACCAAUGAGUCGGAAUAGAAACCAGGACCAGGACGCGGACGGUGACCUGUGGCUGUUCCAGUCACCAGAGUCCACAAAAGGAGCAGGAAGUAGUCGGAGUAGCGAUGAUAAGGAGUUGGAUGCAGAGCUCAUCGUUUGCCUGGAAACGUGUUGUAACGGAAAUACGUCACCUCAUACCUGCUGUCUCAGUACAUGUGACCGAUUCACUAUUAAUGUCAGCGGUCAGUACUAUGAGCUCUGGGCUACAAUAGUCAACCGUCAUCCCACAACCCUUCUCGGCAAUCCUAGAAAACGAUUAAAAUAUUUCGAUAAAAGGAGAAACGAAUUUUUCUUUGAUCGUCACAGACCUACAUUUGAAUCCAUAUUCAAUUACUAUAUGUAUGGCGGGAAAAUCAGGAGACCAGAUCCUGUCCCGGACGAUAUAUUCCUAAGGGAGUUGGACUUCUAUGAAAUCGAAAAGGAAGUUGUAGACCUAUACAAAGACGAAGAGGGCUACAUCCAGGAGAAAAUGGAGCUUCCGGAAAACAAAUGGAAACGAAAGAUUUGGAUGCUGAUGGAAUAUCCGGAAACAUCGCCUUUCGCUUACGUCGUUGCAAUUGUGUCGGUUAUCAUUACAUUAUUAUCAAUUGUUUUGUUCUGUGUUGAAACCUUACCCGGUCUUUCAGGAAAUGAUUGCAUAGAUGGACGGCCCAAUUUCAUGGAACCCUUUUUCAUAAUGGAAACGGUAUGUACCAUAUGGUUCACACUUGAAGUGGUUGUUCGUCUUUUCUCGUGCCCAAGUAAAAUCAAAUAUUUCAAAGACUUCAAAAAUAUUGUCGACAUCACUGCUAUUGUCCCAUAUUACGUUUCCCUGUCAAAUCUCUUGGCACCGGAUGGUUGCAAUAAUGCUAGUUCUGGUGCUUCGCUCGCCUUUCUCAGGGUGGUGAGAUUAGUGAGAAUAUUCAAAUUGACCAAACAUUCGGCGGGUUUACAGGUGUUGAUUUUGACGUUCAAAGCGAGUAUACAAGGUCUAAUGUUAUUUCUAGUGGCCAUGGUGGUGUGUGUGCUUCUUUUCUCCAGUGCGAUAUAUUAUGCAGAACACGGAAUCCCAGAAGCACAAAUCAAGAGUAUUCCUGACGGGUUUUGGUGGGCCGUCAUCACGAUGUGUACUGUAGGAUAUGGGGACAAGGUCCCUGUUGGUCCUCUUGGCAAAAUUAUAGGGAGCGUAUGUGCUUUAGCUGGUGUGCUCACUCUAGCCAUACCGGUACCAAUUAUUACGGAAAACUUCAACAAAUUCUAUGCACAUAAAACCGGUAGAUUAAGGAUGUAG